Didymosphaeria variabile is the source of this 375-nucleotide messenger RNA. RefSeq lists its product as uncharacterized. The transcript has 2 exons. The record is from RefSeq and is a predicted model, not a curated record. The coding region runs from base 1 to 375 and encodes 124 amino acids. Lineage: Eukaryota; Fungi; Ascomycota; Dothideomycetes; Pleosporales; Didymosphaeriaceae.
AUGCUUGUCCAUAAGUUGAGCCAAUUAGUCCCAUCCUCCGAGGUCACAAUCAACAACUUCUGCCCUGGCUUCAGCGCAUACACAGCGCUCGGACGUGAAGUACCCAAGGGCGCGCCUAGAAUCCUCAUGGGUAUCAUGCAGGCUGUUCUAGGUCGAACGGCUGAGCAGGGUGCUUGGACGUACAUUGAUGCAGCUGCUAUCAAAGGCGAGGAGUCUCACGGCUCGUUCGUGUUCGGUUGGGAUAUGUUCCCUUUUCACCCUUUGAUGUACACUAAAGAGGGAGAGGAAGUAAUGGAACGACUCUGGAGCGAGACACUGGCAGAUCAAGAAGCCUUUGGCGUCCGGGAGGCACUCGAAGCUAUCGAACGAUUGUGA